UAUAUUAUAUCAGACACCGAGGCGAGACACAGAGUUACUUGACCUCAUUUGAAAAUGCAGAACCGGACCGAGACCACCAGCCGCAAAGACAAGCAUAAUUUCUUGAGGAACUCUUGAUUGAUUUUUGCUGUCGCUUGUGUGCUAAAAUUGCUAAGCUUCACUUUGGACUGGUGUCAUGAACCCGGCAGUGGUGAAAAAGACCCAGGACACGCUGGGCAAAGUGAUAAAGAAACCACCUCUCACGGAGAAACUGCUAAGCAAACCCCCAUUUCGAUACCUUCACGACAUCUUCAGUGAGAUCACAAGGACCACUGGUUUUUUGAAAGGCCUGUACGGAGAGAAUGAAAUGAAGUCGGAUAAUGUAAAGGAUAAGGACUCCAAGAUCGCCUUCCUCCAAAAAGCCAUAGAUGUGGUGAUGCUGGUCAGUGGCGAGCCCCUGGCAGCAAAACCAGUUCGCAUCGUGGCUGGUCAUGAGCCCGAGAAAACCAAUGAGCUGCUGCAGGCCAUCGCCAAGUGCUGCCUCAACAAGAUGUCCAGUGAUGAAGCAGUGAAGCGAGUUCUUGCAGGAGAAAAGGUGGACAUAAAGACCAAGGCCGCCACCUCCAGGUCCCAGGACAAAGAGAACAGGGAAGGACGUGAACGACACCUGGAUAAAGGGGAAAAGAAAAAGAUUACAGAGCGCAGUGGUAGCCGGGAGCAGAAGGACCCAGACCAACCCAAAGAGCGAGAGAGCCAACGCAGAGACGGGGAGAAGGAGGACCACCGAGACAGGGAGCGCUCUGACAAACACCACCGCAGUGAGCAGGACAGCAAAGAACGCGACAAAGAAAAGAGUCGAGACCGGGAGCCAGAGCGAGAGCGAGACAAGGACAGAGACAAAGGGCGAGUCAAAGACAGGGACAAGGUGAAGGGCAGAGAGCGAGAGAAGACGAGGGAGAGGGAUCCCCACAGAGAGGUGGAAAGGGACAAGGAAAGACGAAGAGACAGAGACAAAGGGCGGGAGAAGGAGAGAGAGCCUCACAAAGAGAAGGACGAGAGGACGAAAAUUUUAGAGAAUGGCAACAGCAAGGCCCGAGUGUCAGAUGAACCAGAGCAAAAUCCCAGCCCCGAAGAGCCCAGCAACACGGCCAAACCUGUACCAACUCCCGCAGAGGCAGUUGAAAACCAGUCCGACAGUCCAGCCAGAAUACCCCGGCCUUCGUCUGCCAAAGGUCAGAGGCGAAGACCUAAAGUCGGAGGUCAAGAUGAAUCUGACAGCGAGGGAGACGGAGAUGCCCAGUUAGCCCAGAGACCGGUGCCUCUGGAAAACGGGGACGCUGCGGGCUCCUCGGUGCCGUCUGACAUGGCUACAAGCAACAGACGAGUAGCGCGGCCCAGCAGUGCUCGGCCAGCACCUCCUAGAGUCAGGAGACAGGAGAGUCACACUGACGUGACCUCAGCUGACAGACUGUCUAGUGCCAAGCCCUCCGCACCUGUCAUCAUGGAUGGGAAGAAGCUGUCUGAGGACGAGGACGAUGAAGAUGGGCAAUUUCUCGUGGAGGAGGCCGCGCCGCUACCCUCGGAUGCUCCUGAGAUGGAGGUGGGUCCCACACAAGAACUAGAUGGCAAAGAGAAGCACGGUGGUCUUGUGAAAAAGAUCCUUGAGACCAAGAAAGACUACGAAGUGUCGCCAUCCUCCCCCAAAUCCAAAGAGCGGAACUGGGUGUCUGAAGCAGCGCGGAAGAAGGAGCGGGACAUGGUGACAAAGGAGACUGAGCGACUGCGCUCAUCCAUCCAGAUGGUGUGCCGCAGCUCGCUGCCUCUGGGUAAGAUCAUGGACUACAUCCAGGAGGACAUGGACGCCAUGCAGGCUGAACUGCACACUUGGAGACGGGAGAACAAGGAGCAUGCACAGGCCUUGCUGCAGGAGCAGAGAGCGACAGAUCGAGCUGUGGAGCCUCUGAAAGCAGAACUAGCUGAGCUAGAGCAGCUGAUCAAGGACCAGCAGGACAAGAAUUGUGCUUUAAGGUCCAACAUACUGAAGAAUGACGAGAAGAUACAAAAGAUGGUCACAGGAAUUAAUUUCUCAUCCAGAACCUGAAGAGAGAAACAAGGUCCAUGGGGAGACAAAUACUUCUGUUAUUGCACUGAAGACUUAAGUAGGUAUGAACACUUUCCCCUUCAGAAUAAUGUCGUGACCAUUUUUCGUGGAGCUAAUGUGGGAUGGGACCAAACACUGCACAGUUAUGUUUUCCUGACAGAACAGGAGAUGGACCCAAAAACAUUCCACACAAUCAGGGCGGGAAACAGGCAUGGGCCGGUUUCCGGUUUCCAGGUAUACCGCGGUAUCAAAAAGUCGCGGUUCCGAAACCACUUAUGUUUCCCGUCAUACCAUUCCGACGGUAUGAGCUGUCCCCCCAAGUUAAAAUGACUAUUCACAAUGUGCAUUUCUUUAAUUUUAUUUAGAAAUGGGGUUUUUUAAGGAUGAGAAUUCAAUAAUGUUGUAUGUUAUGUUAACAUACAACAUUUACUCAUGUUACAAAUGCUCUUUGCUUUUUAAAAAUAAAAUACAUUUUGGACAAUGGCAAAAAAAAAAUGUCUGUGGAGAUUCUCAUUCCUCUAGGAAAGUAAUAGUUCUCCACGAGGUUGUUGAAUCAGGAGCAACUGGACUUGGUCGUAGUUUCUCGAAGAUCUGAAAAACUCGUGAGAAUCUUCAAGCAUCAAAUUAAGACAAAGACUGGUUCAACCCAAAAACUGCACACCACACACACACACAGAAAGCAACUUCGUAGAUGCAGUCCAAAUGCAGCAAGGAAUGUGCCGACCUGUAUAUUGGAGAAACCAAACAACCGGGAAACAAACUUAAAAAGGGGAGACUUAAAAACAACUUUACUUCAUGCAUUAACAAGCUCCGCCCACACCCCACAGAGGUUAAACACCUGGGAUUCACCACAACUUGGUUAGAACGGAAGAAGACUCUUGGGUGAAGGUAAAACGUCUUCAAGAUAUUGCAACCAAGUCCAGUUGCUCCUGAUUCAACACCCUCGUGGAUAACUAUGACCUGGAUGAAUUGGAAUCUCCACAGACAUCUUGCUGAUCAUUGAGGAACACUCUCAGUGUGGUGCGGGAGUAUGAAAGGAUAGUCAGGAAAAUUGCCGAUUAAAGGAACCACCUUUAGUGAGAUGCCGACAACACAAACUCAUUCCGACCUGCCUGCGCCUGGGUUCCACAGUGAAAGGUCACAGAGUGGACAAGAUCCUGGAGGCAGCAAAGAAUGAGCUUCUGGAUGAGAGAGAGACACAUUCAUUUCACCGUCGAAGGGUUGAAGGGAAAUGCUGAGCAUCUACUCCAUCACUUCUGCCUAUGGCAGUUUUGGAGAAGGUCACCCUUUUUGUCGAGAAGGCCCAACUAUCAACAUUAGGAAAAGAGGAAGAACUUACCUGGAGGCAAAAGGCGGACAAUCUCUCUCUGCAGGAAAUACGCAACAGAUGGGUAAAGAACCUGUCGGACAUGGAACGUUCCCCAUUUACCAAUAGUAGAUCUCAUCACAGCAACCGAAUCGGCCAUAAGGAAAAAAACAACCUUACACAGACAGAAACUGAACAGCUCAGAUUGAAAGUAUCAGCAGCCUUAUCCAACGCCAAAGCGUUGCAACCUCACCACCCAGGAGAGGAAAGCUUUGUCUUCACUGAGCAAGGACCAGAACAUUACCAUCCUACCAGCAGACAAGGGAAGAUGCACAGUGGUCCUUAACACAGCUGACCUCCCUGUUCACGUGCAUCGCAACCAUAGAGGCAGUGGAAAUGGAAAGAAAAAGGCUGCUACAUGUCAACCCAGAACAAAUUUGUUGACCUGUGGAUUUCUGCCCGAACACGAACUACUUCCAGUAGAAAGGGAGUUUUUGCAGGCAAAACAUGGCUGUAAAUAGGAUCUCCUAUUGUGGCCAACCUCUACUUGGAAUAAGUAGAAUGCAGGGCCCUAAAUUCCUUCAGAGGAACUACACCAAGCCACUGGUUCAGAUAUGUGGAUGACACAUGGGUUUAAAAUCAAAACCCCGGAAGUGCAAACUUUCACUGAACACAUCAACUCAGUGGACAGAGUCAGGGGUGCUGAGAGAAAGUGUGUCAUCCUGAGGGGCGUGGCUUACAGAAGCCGGGGCUUCCACCCAAGGGCUCUUGGGCAUUUAUGCAGUUUUACAUGUUCACUUAAGUUCAUUCAUCGUUGCGUGUCUGUGUUCUGUUAUUCAUGUUCUGUUCGUUUUUUUACCCCUCCAAAUCUGAGUGAGGGUACCUUGCGUGCAAUGUUCGUGACAAGCAUCACAGGUCUUGAAAUGUCUAAGUAAACUAAUAGAAACUAAUCAUGCACAAUGAAAAAUUGCUAAAUUAUGGAAUAUUUUUGAUAAAUGAUGUAUACAAUAAUUAUAGGUGGAUAUUUCUCCCUGAAAGGUGAUUUCAUUUCGUUAUUGAUUUGCGAAGUAAAAUUUAUUUGCCUUGCUGUCACAGUCCCCCGAUAGUAGGGGGUGCUGCAGCACCCUCCGCACCCCUACUUCCAGCGUCCCUGUAUGUGAUUUUUGUUUUAGGGCCAAUGUUGUUUGUCCUUAUAUCGUAUCUUUGUUGCUGGCAUAGGACAUUUUUGAAAUAAAAGAGAACUGAAGAAGCCUCUCGGGUGAGAGGUGAAACGUCUUCAAGACAUUACAACCAAGUCCAGUUGCUGGUGAUUCAACAACCUCGUGAAUGGCAAAAUGUGUGUAGUAUAUCUAUAUUUUUUUACCCAGAGAUUUUAAAAUAACACGUUUUAGAGGUGUGCUAUACCUGGAUACCGUGAAACCGUGGUUAUUUUUGCCUAAGGUUAUCAAACCCGUCGAAAUCUCUUACCGGCCCAUGCCUGGUGGGAAUUAAACAUCAUUCGUCAGAUGUUGGUAAAUAAAAGCACCAUGCAUUGGUUUAGAGGUCUGGCUCUAAAAGUGGGUACUAAAGUCACCAACUGCUAAGACUGAAAAAGACUCAUCUUCCUGCUCAGCACACUUCCAUCCCCAGCUCUCCCCCUGUUCUGUAAUGGUGCCUUUGUGGAACGAGCCAGUGCACAGCUUACAACAGUUAGACUAGAUAGUUGUAUUUAAUGCUUGCUUUUGCCACACAUUCAGAUAUCAUUAGCUUAGAUAUACAAUGUAUUUCCUCAUUCUUUUGUUAAUCAUAAAAAAAUGUUUCAAGUGUGGCAAAACAACUUGAUUCUUCCCAGUUUGGAACUGGUUUUGGCUUGUUUUGAAUAUGUCCUUACGACAACCGUAACCCAUCUUGUAAAAAAAAAAUGAUUCUCAUAGUUCACCUAAAUGUUAUUUCAGUCACUCUUCCAUUUUCUAAGCACCGUGGCACUUUGAUGAGUGAGAUCAGAGGAGCAAUCUUUGAAACUUUAUGGCAGCAAAGCAGUGAUAUAUUCCUUUUCUCUCUCAUGAAUAUCUUAUAAAACAUGACAUAUAGGCACACUAACUAAUAUACAUUUAUGGACCCAAAAAUAGAAGCGUAGAUCCUCUGUCCUUGCAGUGAACAUAAUAAUAUGAAAAUAUACAUGAAGAAAUACGAGGCUGAUAACUGCAGUAUGAGAUUGAAUUGUAGCUGUACCAGUUUUCCCUCAAAAAAAAAAUGGUUGUAAAUGGUCCCUUUUCAUUUUUGACAAACGUGAAAAAAAAUAAAGCCAGAAAUAGCACACAGAAAGAGAAAAGAAAUGUAGGAAACUUCUAAAUGGCAACUUUUGUACAUUUAGAAUGUUGAUAUUAAUGGUUACGAUAAAACGAUGUAGUUAAAUAAAUAGUGAAUAAAAAAUAUACCUAAACUGAUAUCUUUAAAAAAGGGAACAGGCUAAAUUUCUUCAGUACAAUUUAAUUAAUGCCAUUUAAUUGAGAGCUCAAAAAUGUACAAUGACUAAACAUGUAAUUUAGUCCGAUUUUUUUCCCCAUUUUCAUAUCAGUAUUAUAUUAAGUUCACCAAAUAUUAAUGAGAAGGUUUACCUCUUGUAAAAUCAAAUUUGAAAAUCCUGUAAGCAAAACUCCUGGAUAAAAAAUAACCCACAUAUUCAUGUUAUAGGGGAGGACCAUUUACACUGUACACUAUUUGUAUCAUGUCCUCAGUUUCUCUUUAAGCUGUACAUUAUGUAUAUGUGGAGACUGUAUCAUAGCUCAGAUGAAUAUAUAAUUUUGUAGUGGAGUGAAAUAAAUGGUUACAUUGGAA
Molecule: messenger RNA, 6203 nt
Organism: Scophthalmus maximus (turbot)
Lineage: Eukaryota; Metazoa; Chordata; Actinopteri; Pleuronectiformes; Scophthalmidae
Gene: ift54
Product: TNF receptor-associated factor 3 interacting protein 1
Exons: 16
Coding region: 176-2080 (634 amino acids)
Biological process (GO): regulation of microtubule cytoskeleton organization; intraciliary transport; cilium assembly
Cellular component (GO): ciliary basal body; intraciliary transport particle B; axoneme
Molecular function (GO): microtubule binding
Source: RefSeq, a predicted model, not a curated record